This is a messenger RNA of Prunus dulcis (almond), 695 nucleotides long. RefSeq names its product EPIDERMAL PATTERNING FACTOR-like protein 9. The transcript has 3 exons. Lineage: Eukaryota; Viridiplantae; Streptophyta; Magnoliopsida; Rosales; Rosaceae. The record is from RefSeq and is a predicted model, not a curated record. The coding region runs from base 177 to 515 and encodes 112 amino acids. Gene Ontology annotation, biological process: positive regulation of stomatal complex development.
GUCAGUGCUGCAGCCUAUCUCUUGUAGUAGCUGAGUAGCUUAGCUGCUUUGCAAAACCUCUCCCUCUCCUUCCUUCCUCUCUCUCUUAUCCUUCUAAUAUAUUGACCACAAAUAUUUCAUCUCUCCAAUUCAAAGUUAUUCCAAAACCAAAGGAAAAAAAAAAGAGAGAAGAAGAAAUGGCCAAAUCUGCAACAAGACCUAAAUUACUCUUACUAUUCUUCACAUUAAUCUUUGCAGCAUAUGUUUUACAAGGAUCCAGAACCCAAGUAGCAGCACUUCCACACCAGCAAAGGGUCUAUGAUUCUUCUCCCCCACAAGAAGAACAACAACUUAAGCAGAGCAGGAAGGAAACCAUGAACUACGCAAGGAGAUUGAUGAUUGGAUCCACAGCCCCAACAUGCACUUUUAAUGAGUGCAGAGGGUGCAAGUUCAAGUGCAGAGCAGAGCAAGUGCCAGUGGAGGGAAACGACCCAAUUAAUAGUGCCUACCACUACAGAUGUGUGUGCCAUAGGUAAAAAAAAAAAAAAAAAAAUCUGAUAGAGAUCAUUUCAUCAUCAUCACAUUGUGAGUUUGAGAGUCCCAUUUUUGCUGGUAUGGCCAGAAUUAAGUUAGUGGGGGGAGUAGAGUGUUUAAUUUGGAUGUUGUAGUGUAUGCUCUGAAUUUCAAUGAUGAAAAGGCUCAUGAAUUUUUGUUAA